GAAUUCCGGUUGACUCAUUUCCCUUGAGCAAAACGCCUAAGCCAUAGACUUUGAAUGUUCUCCGAUUCAAUGCAAUGGAAAACCUCGAAUGAAUUUGUGCAGUGAUCAGCUCGUUACCGGAAAAUGACCGGAGGUGGCAGAAGAAGUGCUCGGAGCCGAAUCAAGUCUGUAGAUUCUAAAGAAGACGACGAUGUUGGAAAUACUAAACCAAACUUGAAGCUUCGUCGGGGGAGGAGUAGAGUUGACGACAGUGCACUUCGGAUUCUGAACGUCAAUCUCAAAGUCGUGUUAGGUUUCACCUUUUUAGCGUUCGUGAUCAUCUUCUUCACUAUCCAGCAUCUGAUGCAUCCAGUUGAAGAAGCUCAGAGGGCUAGGGUUGUCACUCCGUUUCCUGCUCCCAAAAUCAUGGACCUGCCUCAGUUUCAGGGCGAGCAUAAAGAGAGCUUGUACUGGGGAACUUAUCGUCCCCAGGUUUAUUUUGGUGUCCGCACAAGGACUCCCCGGUCUUUAAUUGCUGGUUUGAUGUGGAUUGGCAUGAAGGAUGAGAGGUAUUUUAUGCGACAUGUCUGCCAAGAUUCGGAUGAGCUAAGCAAAUAUGGUUGGACACGGCAUAAUGGACGUGAUUAUGGACAACAGCUUCUGGUUGACCAAGAAAUGACCCUGGAAACAAGUUUCUUGAAAUCUAAAGGGGUUGACAGUGGUUAUGGAGGAGAUUGGGCAGUUAGACUUGAAGUGCAAAUUCAGAAAACUAGGUGGAAUGAUGAGUUCCAGAGGAAUGCCAACCUUUUUUUCUACUUGGCUGAUGAAGAUGGAAAUGCUCUAACUUUAAGUCAAGAUACAAUACAGAUGCAACAGAGUUCUCUUGUGGCCUUGGGUUCACGAACAGACAUUGGAGGCUGGCAGCUGCAUAUCAAAUCAAAGGCUGAUUUGGAAGUCCAUUAUUCUGGUUUUAGGACACCUCACAUCCACAAUUUAUCUGAUCUUGUGCAAGAAAAUCUGUCAGAUCAAGCAGUGAAGUUUGGCCUACUUCGGCUAUCUGACACAUAUGAUGAUUCUUCAAACGUUUUAGUUUUUCAGCUUUUGGGUAGGACACCAUUCGAAACAGAUUUGGUUUUUGUGACUGGGAUAGGUGAAAAUUCAAGAGUAGAAGAACGCAUAAGUAGCCUUUCAGGUGUCAUGUUGACCAAUCAACUAAAAGAGAAGCAAGGAGAAUUUGAUGCAAAAUUUGAAAGUUGCUUCAAGCUAGCUGACAAGCUUGAUUCUGAAUCCAUCAUUGUUGGUAAAGCUGCUAUUGCAAACAUGCUGGGUGGCAUUGGCUACUUUUAUGGGCAAUCAAAAAUUUCAGUCCCCACAAAUUCUAAUGCUAAAAAUCAUGAUAAUUUUCUUCUAUAUUGGCCUGCUGAGCUAUACACAGCUGUCCCGAGUCGACCCUUCUUUCCAAGGGGAUUUUUAUGGGAUGAAGGUUUUCAUCAACUAUUAAUCUGGCGCUGGGAUAUACAUAUAUCUUUGGAUAUUAUUGGACACUGGUUGGAUCUAAUGAAUAUUAAUGGAUGGAUUCCACGAGAGCAAAUUUUAGGUGCUGAAGCAUUAAGUAAGGUGCCUGAGGAAUUUGUUCUACAGCAUCCAAGUAAUGGAAACCCACCAACUCUAUUCCUGGUUUUACGUGAUCUAGUCCAUGGCAUGAGGAAAAACAAGUUCACAGUCAGUGAAAGCAAUGAAAUCACUUCCUUCCUAGAAAGGGCAUUUGUUCGCCUUGAAGCAUGGUUCCAGUGGUUCAAUACUACCCAGUCAGGAAAAGAGGUUGGCAGCUAUUACUGGCAUGGAAGAGACAACAAAACAAUUCGUGAAUUAAACCCAAAGGCACUGUCCUCUGGGUUUGAUGAUUAUCCCCGUGCAUCGCACCCUACUGAAGAUGAACGUCAUUUGGAUCUUAGAUGCUGGAUGCUUCUUGCAGCAGAUUGUAUGGAUUCCAUAUCUAAGUUGUUUGAGAUGAAACAGACAGGAGUGGAGGAAUAUGGUUCAAUGGCUAAGUUGCUUUCAGACUUUGCAACUUUGAAUCAGAUGCACUUUGAUUAUGUUCGUGGAGCUUAUUUUGAUUUUGGCAACCAUACAGAAAAGGUUCGAUUAAGUUGGGCAGAAGUAAAGGUAGGAAACAAUCAUCCAAGGAGAGAGCUCAUCCGGGAAGUUUUAGAGAGACCAGAGUUGAAACUGGUUCCUCAUAUUGGAUACGUCAGCCUUUUUCCCCUCAUGGCAAGAAUUAUUCCACCAGAAUCCUGGAUUCUGGGAAAGCAGCUUGACCUCAUCUCAAACAAGAGCAUCUUAUGGACUGAUUUUGGAUUACGUUCUCUCUCCAAAACAAGUUCAUUGUACAUGAAAAGGAACACUGAGCAUGAUCCACCUUACUGGAGAGGUCCAAUUUGGAUGAAUAUGAACUACAUGAUUCUUUCUGCACUCCACCAUUACUCAUUGGAGAAUGGACCGUACAGAGAAAGGGCCAAAGCCAUAUACGAUGACUUGAGGAGCAAUUUGAUUAGAAACGUGGUUCAGAACUACUACCAGACUGGGUAUUUGUGGGAACAGUAUGAUCAGAAGCAGGGAAAGGGAAAAGGAGCUCGACUGUUUACUGGAUGGACAUCACUUCUGCUAUUGAUCAUGGCAGAAGCCUAUGGUGAAAGUUAGGACAUUUAAGUCAAUGAUGUUUCAAUUGGAAACAGAAGGAAUUUUUGUAUUCUAAUCUUCAGUGCUACUUAUAAUCCUAUAGUUUCCAUCAUAUUAAAUUUUUUAUGAAUAUUUGUACUUUUGAGAAAAAUGGUUAUUAUCAAAUUAUCUGAUGCAGCCCUGCAGGCAUUAAUGUGAAGAC
Messenger RNA from Rubroshorea leprosula, 2860 nucleotides. The record is from the annotation of a GenBank genome assembly. NCBI's taxonomy places the organism in Eukaryota, Viridiplantae, Streptophyta, Magnoliopsida, Malvales, Dipterocarpaceae.